AUGCUUAAUGGCGCAAAAUGGCCAAGAGCUGGAUUUGGAUCCUUGAUACCUAAAUUAAUACAAUUUGAUACCUACAUCAAUAAAAAAUUUUCUUCGAUAAUUUUAACAAAUGGUAAUGGGACUAUUGGGGUUAAUGAAUGCAUUUUAUUAUUUGAGCUUUGUCUUAUCUUCUAUUAUCACAAAGUUGGUUCAUCGGGAGGAGCUCCUAGUAAAUGGUGGCCUUACGAUAUUGUUGCCAAAAUAAUAGGUGGUGAAGCUUCCCUUGACAAUGACCUUUUAUCUCAAAGUCAAAACUUUUCUACUCUAGAUUUUCAAGAUGGUCAGAUUGCCACAAUGGAAGAUGGUAAGGAGACUGUCAGUAUUUUAAAUAUUGAAGCUUUUGAUGAUACAAGUGAUGUGCAAUCAAUUGUCAAUAUUCCUGAUAAGGAACCAACUUAAUCUACAUCCGGCUGCAAUAAACGAAGGAACUCUGAUGAUGAAAAAACUUUGAAUAAAAUAGCAAAAACUGAACCAGUGAGAAAAAAUAAAAAAAAAAAAUU
This is a messenger RNA of Hydra vulgaris (swiftwater hydra), 539 nucleotides long. The record is from RefSeq and is a predicted model, not a curated record. NCBI's taxonomy places the organism in Eukaryota, Metazoa, Cnidaria, Hydrozoa, Anthoathecata, Hydridae.